GAUCGCGCCAAAAAUUAUUACGAUUAUAGUAAUAAAUGAAAAAGGUAAAAUUAUGACGAUAAUCGUAAUAAUUAUGCCAAGCCCUGUACGGAGACAUGUUUACAGGGAAGGAAGUACGGGUGCUUUCGUAUUUGAGCCAGACGAGUUUGAUUGAUUUGGCUUGCUGGCAGGCAAUGUGAUCCAAUAUUUUUAGUGCUUGAGAAUAACAGAGUGGUUGAGUAAAAUUGAUAAACAUAAUAAGCGAAGUCAAGCAAGUACUUAAACAUAUAGUUUUGUGCCAAUUUUAUUAGGCAUUCUCUCUGGUUGGGUAAUGAUGUCACUAUAACUAUAGCAUAGCUAGCUAUUUAGCUUCAGCUGCGUUUUUUUAAAUAGAUAGGUAAAUGUGCAUAUUUUACAUGGCUAGCCUCACAACUAUCGAGGGAUAUACCUGGUCUAUUAUUUUUUGGAGGGACUAUGGCUUGGAUGAAGAGUCUUGGAAUAUUGAGCUAAUGCUCAUUUUGAGCAUCAACGCAGAGACCCAAUUUAGAAUCUGUGCUCUAGCAAGAAAUGCCUUGAAGCAUACAAUGGCCCACACACAAAGUGUGCUAUCUCCUCCAUUUUCCUCACAUGGGUGUGGUUAAUCUGAGGCUAUGGUAACAUUCAAUCGGCCAUAUUGAAUCGCUGCGCCAAGGGGGAAUCCAAUCCGCCGGUCUCCUGCACAAAUAAGAGAGUUAUAACCACCAAGCUAUGGCUUCACUACCAAAAAAGCUUUGAUAAGUAAACAAGAACUACAAAUAUCUGAAAGAAAAUCUAAAUUAACCUAAAACUACUCAACAUAUCAGGUUUAACGUUUUUUUAAAAAUUCAGUCCUAUAGUUUUAUUGCUUUGUUUAAAUUUUCAGUAGUCUUCAACAUCUGCGUGGCAAAAACAUACAGAUGCUUCAUAAAGCAAGGUUUUUUGUGGUUUUUUUUGCAUAAAGGUAUCAUUAGGACUUUAAAUAGAUGUAUCAAUCUGCAUUUGAAAAGUUGUCUCUUCCGCAAGCUGCCAAGACCGCUGAAAAUGCAAGCAAAGAAAUCUGUUUGUUUGUAAAGAGUCGAUUGUGUAAACUACGUCUUUUCCCUUAAACUGUAAUAGCUACCCGACCUGUCAUUGGUAAAAUUAUUAUAUGUAAUAUAUAGCAUAUCAUAUCCUAUGUAUUUUAAUUGUUUAAAAAAAAAAUGCAAAAUAGUGUUAUAAGAAAAUGUUAGUAUGUUUGCAGAUAGAGAUAGAUAGAUGUGCAUAUUUUACAUGGCUAGCCUCACAAAUAUCGAGGGAUAUACCCUGUCUAUUAUUUCCAGGAGGGGCCAUGGCGUAGAUGGAGAGUCCUAGAGUAUUUAAUGCUCAUUUUGAGCUACGCAGACCCAAUUAGAGCCCGCGCUCUACUAGACAACUCCCGGCAACAUCCAACGGCCCACACAGUGUGCCAUCUUCCCAAUUUCCCUCACAUGGCUUGGGUUAACCCGGGGCUAUGGUAACAUUCACUCGCCCAUGUUGGAUCGCCGUCAAGAGGAAUCGAACCCCGGUCUCCCGCACAGAGUACGAGAGCUAUAACCACUAAUCUACGGCGCCACAAAUCACUUUUGUAAUUUUAUUUAAACCCUGCCAGGUCUGUGUAAGUAAACUGCUUGAGAUAAUAAUGGUAUAUAUAUAUUGUUGUGAAGUUAUUAGGUUUAUAUCACAAUCUUGGCUAUAUUGGGUUAGUGUUGUUUUAAUAGUGUGGAUGUAUAUAUAUAUAGACUAAAAAAUAUUAAUUUCUUUUACAGAUUGAUGUUAAUGUAAAUGACACUAGAAAUUUGAUCUGUCUUAAUUAGUAUUAUAUAUUAUAUACACUAUUAUGCAGUUAAUGGGUUAUAAAAUGUGACACUGGUGAUUAGAAUGGCAAACAAAGGUGAGUGACCAUAUAUGGACAGCUUUAAUAAGGCCGUCAUGUGUGUAUAUAUAUAUAUAUAUAUGUAUAUAUAUAUAUAUAUAAUUCACAGAAUUACAAGACUUAUCCAUGUCCAUACUGGCUGGCCUUGAUUCUGACAAAGGAGCAGCAAAGCAAAAAAAGAGAAAGCCACGUACUAUCCAUUAUAGGCGAAACGCAGAUGGGAAAAGAUUGUUUAAGGAACGGAAAAACUAUGCUUCGAAAAGUGUUAAGAAAGCUUGUCUUGAUAAGGAUUUAGAUCACACUGGUAUGUGUUUUCUUAACCACUGAUAAUUUUGGUUACUGGGGAUUCCCACUUAAUAAAAAAAUUAUUUUUAGGCUUAAAAUUCAUUAUUUUCUUGUAUGUUUUCAAUAGAAAAUGAUGAAGAUUGGUUGACAGAAAUAGAAGAGUGUUCUGAUGACCAACCUUCAUUGGCUAGUAUGUUUAUCACUAUACUGUUAUUAUGUACUAAAAUCAGGUUUUUUAUAUAUUAAAGAAGCAGGUAUAUAAUAGCAGUGUAUUUAUUACUGCUGUGAAUUUUUCAGAUGUAUAGUGAUUGACCUUAAAACUAAACUUUUGCCAUUCACACAGAUGGGCUAAGCAAAAGGUAGAUAUUAGGCAGUGUUUGUGUAUAUAUGUAUAUAUAUGUAUAUCAUUUAGUCAUGAAAUUUUGUUGAUAAUGUUUCAAAGGUUAUGAAGAAGAAGUCAACCAGUGUUUCAAUACUCUGAAGUCACUUUUGCCAACUCAUGUAAAGCAGCCAAGGAGAAGGCAGUCUUGGAAUAAGAGGAUGUUUUCAAGUUUUGAAGCUUGGAAUAAGAAACGAGCUGAUAUUCAUGAAGAAUAUUAUAUGUUGCAAGUUCUGGAUAGUUUGUGCAAUAAUUGUCUAUCACACAGAUCUUGCGUCACUUGUAGUCAAUGUCAUAAAGACUACUGUGCUAAAUGUGAUAGGAAAACUCACCAUCUCCACCCAUUUCACGAUCGAUGUUAUAUAGACAAGUAUCAGGUUCCACUUUCACCGUUACAAGUUAUAGAUGAUGAAAAUCACAUACAAAAAGCAGUUAGAAUACUUCCUUUGAAACGUUAUUCAUGUUUGUCAUGCACAAGUACAGACAUUAUUUAUGAUCCAUGUGAUGAAAUGUGCAUAGUUCUCAAUGAAAGAGGUCGCUAUGAUUUUUACAAGCACACAAUUGUUUGCAAAAGUUGUGGAGCUAAAGAUGAUCCGUUUGACCUACGCACCAUUAUCCGUUCUGGGUAUUGGCCUGCUGCACCAACAACAUUGAAUUAUCUAGUUGAUGUGAAUCUCUUUAACCUUUGGAGUAAUAUCAGAAGCAAGAUGCCAGGUACAUCAGAAAGUUCAUUCAUUGCUGCCCUCGUUGAACUAUCUCUUGGAAAUGGAAGGGUAAGCAUUUUUUAAUUGUUUCAUUUUGCUUGCAUGAUAAUGAAGAUAAUAUGAUUAUAACAUGAGAUAAAACUUAUUUCAUUUCAAAAACAUUGUAUGUAUUAAGAAAUUUUAUUAGGAAAGUUUUUUGUACUUAUAUGUAAUUGCAUAUAAUGCAUGGCUGCAUUAAAAUGGUGUUAUUAUGAAUUAUUAUAAGAUAAAUACUAAAAGAAAAUAUUAUUCUGUUUGCAUUUUACCUUCUUGUUUUUGUUUAUUAAAAGAAGUGCAAACUAGAUUAUAG
Hydractinia symbiolongicarpus is the source of this 3605-nucleotide messenger RNA. RefSeq lists its product as uncharacterized. NCBI's taxonomy places the organism in Eukaryota, Metazoa, Cnidaria, Hydrozoa, Anthoathecata, Hydractiniidae. The record is from RefSeq and is a predicted model, not a curated record. The transcript has 3 exons. Bases 2714 to 3340 code for a protein of 208 amino acids.